Messenger RNA from Spodoptera litura, 2033 nucleotides. RefSeq names its product facilitated trehalose transporter Tret1-like. The record is from RefSeq and is a predicted model, not a curated record. Gene Ontology annotation, cellular component: membrane. NCBI's taxonomy places the organism in Eukaryota, Metazoa, Arthropoda, Insecta, Lepidoptera, Noctuidae. Gene Ontology annotation, biological process: transmembrane transport. Gene Ontology annotation, molecular function: transmembrane transporter activity.
CACUGCUAAUUUUCGGUGAGUAGGCGGUGAAUGGCAGCGCGACAGUCGUCAAAACAAUAAUGAAUAAAUAGAAAUGUUCAACAGUACAAAUGUACCACAUAGUGUUGCUGACUGUACGUCGAAGAUAAGGUGGUACAACAUGUGAUACAGUAUAAAUAGAAAUCAUCUCUAUGUAACAGACGUGUCAUUAUCGUUAUCAAAUCGACUACUUUAUUUUAUAUUCUAAAAUAGAAAACAGAUUAAAAUAUUUUUUUUUAUCUGUGUAAAAUAGUGCUGUGUUUGUGAAGCGAUGUGUGUUUUGUUCUAAACGAGUUUAAAGAAUUUAUGUGUAACUGUUCGUCAUAUUUUGAUGCGAUGUGUUAAUAAUGAAGAACAUAAUACAUAUAUAUGGAUGAUUUAUUAAUGUAGUUGUGAUAGUGAAAUAGUGAUUCUGGAUUAAAGGUGUGUGAAAUAAUUUAAGUUUAUAAAAUGCCACAAAGUCACAGGAUGCAGUAUUUGGCGGCGUUCGCCGUGUCAAUAGCUACGAUGACGACGAGUACUGCCUACUUCUGGACUGCCCCCAUCCUACCCAAGUUUCACAACAAUGAGACCAGUAUUAGAAUAUCCAAAAGCGAGAUCUCGUGGGUGGUCGCGAUGAUAUCGCCAGGGAUGGUGACGGGCAGUUUGGCUGCCAGCAGAGUGUCAGACAAGUUCGGGAGGCGAGUCACUCUACUUGCUAGCGCUUUACCUUUUAUUGUUGGCACGGCGUUCGUGUUGCACGCAACGAAGCCCUGGUUGCUAUAUAUCGGGAGGUUUUCGUGGGGACUCGGGUCUGGCAUGAUUACUACGGUUACAAGCGUAUAUCUAUCAGAAAUAGCAGAUAAAGAGAUCAGAGGAACUCUAACAGCUGGGACGAGAUUUAUGUUUAGUUUCGGAGCUCUCUUAAUGCUGGCCAUAGGCUCCUUUGUAUCCUAUCAAGUGUUAAGUUACUUUCUAAUAGUAAUGCCUAUUUGCUACUUCCUCGCCUGUUGGAGGAUCCCUGAAACUCCUUAUUAUUUGCUCAAAGAAGGUAAGGUGGAUGCUGCCAAGAAAGAAUUGAUGAGACUCAGUGGGAGUAAGAAUGAAAAGAUGAUUGAAGAGAGGUUAUCCCAAAUGCGGUCGGAUGUAAGGAAGGAGAUGCAGCGGUCUAGUUCAGUAAAGGAACUGCUUACUGGGAAACAGUAUAGGAAAGCCGUUAUAGUUACUGCUGGUCUUCGUUUCACUCAACUCUUCGCUGGCAGUAUCCCCAUACAACAGUACAUGGGUCGUAUCAUUCAACAAAGCAACUGUGGCUUACGAGUUUCGACGGCCCUCAUUAUUUUCGGAGCAGUGAGAUUUGCAGUCGGUUUGAUUUCACCAAUGAUCGUAGACAAGGUGGGGCGUCGUCCACUACUCAUCUACUCCUACUUGGGCUCCUGCGUGAUGCUGGCGAUGGUCGGAGGCUACUUCUUCCUCCAACAAAUCAUCGGCAUCGACGAUGAAUCCUCAAACCCAUUCCGUUUCGUCGUAUUUGUAGGAAUUGUCAUUUCUAUAGUCAUAUCUAGUGUAGGCUUUGAUACUCUAAUAUUUAUUAUUCCUUCAGAAAUCUUUCCUUUAAACGUAAGAUCAGUUGCAAUGACUGUGUUAAAUAUUUACUCUGCUUUCAUGACUUUUAUUGUAGUGAAAGGGUAUCAACCUAUGGAGGACUGGACAGGGCUGUACGGAGUGUUUUGGUUAUACGCUGUCAUGGCGUUCACGGGAGCAAUAUUUACUUACGUAAUCGUUCCAGAAACUAAAGGAAAAAGUUUGAGAGAAAUACAAAUAGAAUUGCAAGGUAAUAUAUACGAUACACCUGAUGAUAUGAAGGAACAAGAUGAAGAGAUCAACGAGAACACAGAAUUAAAAGAUAUCACGAGAUGAAUGGUUUUUUGACCUUUAGAUUAAUUGAGAAAUACCAGUUGGUGUGUGAUGCUAGGAGAUAUUAGCAAUUAUGGUUAAUAAAAAAGUUGAAGCUUUAAUUAAAAAUUAUAUUAUUA